AAAUUCUACUGCCCAAACAAAUUCAAAAAAAUGUUCCGUUGAUACGGAAACCCCAAAUUCCUUCCCUCUCUUUAUCUAGGGUUUUAAGUUUAACACUCUCUUUCAAGCAUAAACCCCUCCUAAAUCAUCAGUUCCAAUUUCCUAAUUUGAAUUCUCACACGCAAUUCCCGGAAUUUUACGUUUAAUGUGUACAUUGGCCUGCAAAUUCCCGCCACUAUGAACUCUCAGAAACAAAAUCAGGAUUCCAUGUUGAGAGAAUCGAUCAAGCACUUCUUAACUUCAUACCACACCGGCAGCUCGGAUUUCUCCUCUUUCGAGUCCAUUUUCUUCCGUUUGAUCCAGACAAUGCUCGACCCCCCACUCGAAAUCACUUGGUUCUACGCCGCAGUCACAUUUCACACCGCGAAGCGGAACAGUCCCUCCUCUAGGGUGCUGAUAGCUAAGGAUUUGUUGAGAUUAUUCAUUCGGUGCUCUAAUUUGAGUAGCGCGUCGAAGAAGAUUGCGCUGUUGGCCCCUGUUGUAUAUGAUUUGUACAGUAUUGUGUGUGAUACUAGGGCGAUCGAGCCGCACGAGAGGAUUGAGGUUGGGAAAUUGGUGGAGAAUUUGGUUUCCCACGUGAUGGUAUCUGCUGGGGUUUACAAUUACGGGAGUGAGGAUGCAGAGUGUGAUAAUGCUGUAGUGUGUUUCGAGGAUUUGGUCUGUGUUUGGACUACUGAUCGAGGUGGGGGGAGUUGCAACUUUGGCGAAACUUUGAGGAUGUUCUUCCCUCUUUUGAGUGACGGAACUUGGAAGAGGAUGAAUGCUGGUUGUGGGAUGCGGGAGCUCGUGGGGAUCGUUCUGUUGGAAGUGUUCUUUCUAAGGCUUUACAUGAGUUUUAGUUCCGGGGUGUGUAGAGAGGAUAUCCUGAAGAAUACACGAGACCAAGCUGUUCAAACAAUCAAGGGGUUCCGGAACAUCUACUUUUUAGUCUUGAAUCUGAUGGAUUAUCAAAGCCGAGGGACAGCUCGUGAUGAUUUACUCAAACGUUCAAUUCACAAUUUCUUAGUUGAGUGUCCCAAAAUGGUAUCAAAUCUCUCUGGUUUGGUAUCACUGUAUCGUGGAUUGAUUGAGAAGUUAAAGGAUCCGCCUCUUGAUAUUGUGUUAUUUUAUGGUGCUGUUGUAUUUCACGCCUAUAAAUCAAGCAGUCUGCCGCCCCCAGGGAUAUUAUUGGUUGCUGAGGACUUGCUUGAACUAGUAAAUGAAUCCUCAAGUUUAUUCACCGCAUUAAGGAAGGUUGCUGUGAUUGCUCCUAUUGCUUAUCUUCUGUAUCACCUAGAGCUUAAUUUUUCGGCCAGGGAUCCAUCCCUCAGAGAAGAGAUUGGGAUUACUGUAGAGGGAAUGGUAAAUUACAUUAGCAUUUGUUGUUCUCAGUAUACAGAAGAAGGAGGUCAGGAGUCAGAAUAUUUAGGGGGUUAUAUAAUGGAUUUAGUAAGGGUAUGGAUGGUGGAUCCAGCCAGGGAUUGUGACAAAAUCAACAGUUGGGAAUUUUUCUUUCCUACUUUGGAUAAUGAUUCUCAACCGGAAGUUGCUGUCUACUUGGGUUACCUCGCUGGGGUUGUCAUGAAUGAGACUCUAUUGUUGAGGUUGCUUCUGAAAAUCUCUCCUGCAAUUGAUAGAGAAGACUUGCAGAAAAAUAUGCUGAAUGUGGCUAUUCAGACAAUAAAGGGGUUUCAGAAUUUCUAUUUUCUAGAUAUGCUCCUCAAGAUGCUAUCAGGACCCACCUUGCCUAUUGUAGCCUCAAUGAGCAAUGUAGAUGGAGUUCUUCUACAUAAAGUGUUAUAUGAUGCUGUUAUUUUGGUCGACUAUUCAUUUCAUUCCGGGAGGUGGGUCCAGUCAUCUGUCAGUCAAUUGAAGAAGUUGGCACUAGCAUGGGUGUUGGCUGCUGACCGCGCCAUUGAGUUUGCUAGGGCUGCAGGAGAUCAACCUCGGGCCAUUUCUUACCUUAAUGCUUUCAAAGAAUGUCAAUUGGUGGCUGAGUUAAUAAAGUGGGUCUGUAAUCAAGCUAGAAUUUUUUACUUUAAUACCAUACCCGACGUCACCAAUCCCAGAGCUCUAAUCCAGUGGCUAUUGGUCCUUAAUGCUCAGGGGAUUGAUAUAUUUGAUCAUAGCAUGGCAAAGCUCUAUGCAAAGGCAGUGGAGAGUGGGCCACCUGAACUCACACUCCGUACAGGUAAUCUCAAUGUGCCUAUCAUUGAUCUCCACACGAGUGGUGAAAGUGAGGACAGAGAAAUGGGCAAUGAGCCUGACAACGGUGCUCUAGGGGGGCUUUGCCUGGCAAGCGCGAAAAAGGGCAGUGGCAGAAAGCGCAAAGAGGCUCUGAGUGGUUCACGCAAACAACAGGUGAAGCAGGUCAAGCUCGAUCAUCUUGGAAGUGCUGUUAGGAACAAUUUCUUAUCUUUAUCCGGUGGUGGUGGACCAGAUAGCGGCGGCGUCUUGGUUGAGAACAUUGCCUCCGAUGAUGACAUGGACCUCGCAGGAUGAGUUUCCGUGCAGGAUGGUGGAUUUGGCCUUGUUCGUUGCAAUCCAAGUGUCGGCCUCUUCUUUCUCAGGUGAUGUGAAAAUACAGUCAUUGCAAUGACAAGGACCAUGCCUAUAUUACUUUGUGUACUUCAAAAAACACAUGAAACUUGACAUGAUGCUAUGCCAUAUGAAACCUGCUUAAUUUCUCUUGCACUUUGUGGGAUUUCAUGUUUUGCUCUAUCUAUGUUGAGUUUUAUCAUUUUUAUUUUCUA
Messenger RNA from Salvia splendens (bonfire salvia), 2771 nucleotides. RefSeq lists its product as uncharacterized. The record is from RefSeq and is a predicted model, not a curated record. The transcript is spliced from 6 exons. Lineage: Eukaryota; Viridiplantae; Streptophyta; Magnoliopsida; Lamiales; Lamiaceae. Bases 217 to 2520 code for a protein of 767 amino acids.